CGCACGCCGCGCAGGUUGGUAGGAGUGUUUACGGUGAGAGUAAAGCGCAAGUGUUUUGUUGAACCCCGCUACUUCAAUGAGCAACACACGAGAGAAGGGCCUGGUUCACAGAGCGGCCAUCGGACUAUGCCUUCCCCGACUGUGGGGGGAAGCAGCAGGGACAGCGGACAGGCGGAGGACGGUGGAGCAGAGGGGGACCACAGAGAGAGAGGCACAGGCGACCGCGCUCUGGUGUGCGCUUUGGAGAUGGAGAUGACGAACUGUAGUCUUCACGUAGACUCCAGAGUGGAUAGUGUGAACUGCGAUGGCUUGAACAAUCGAAAAACUAACGAUUCGGCAGAAGUAACUGUCUCGCUUUCAGGGAAGCGGACAGCGUUCAUGGAGGGAGACGACCUGUACAGAUUGCGAGACAGAAAGUUGUUGGUGGAGGAUAAAAAGCGGCUCUGUGCGUUGUCUCUGGGCGCUGCUGUGCUGGGGAUUCUACUCAUGAUCAGCCACGCAGAGUUAUGUCGCUAUGAUACGGACGGCCCAUACACCGCCUUGAUCAUCAUCAACUCCUCCAUCAGCCUGUCCACUGGGUGUCUCCUGGCCCUCAUUGUAGCUUUCCAUUAUAAAGACAUCAGGCUGUUCAUCAUUGAUCAUAACCAGGUGGACUGGCGUAUUGCCAUGACCAGCCACAGGAUUCUUGGGAUCAGUCUGGAGUUGUUGGUCUGUAUCAUCCAUCCUGUCGGCUCAUACAGAGAGAUUGGACGCAAUGCCACCUCAUCUUCUGCAGCUUCGCUCUGUGUCUCCAGCCAGCCCGUAUGGGUCAUGAUGGACAUCGACCUGCUUUUAUCAGUGCUGAUGUUCCUGCGCUUGUACCUAGUGCACAGAGCCAUCCUUCUGCACAGCAAAGUGCUGCUGAGCGCCUCCUACAGAAGCAUUGGCUCCCUCAACAACAUCAACUUCACCUUUCGGUUUGUUCUCAAGGUACUGAUGAACGAAUAUCCUGCACGCACGCUGCUGGUGUUCAUCCUCUUCUUCUGGCUCUCUGCAUCCUGGAUGCUUACUCUCUGUGAGAGGGGGACCGAAGAAGUGACCAGUAACAUGAACACAGCGCUGUGGCUCAUAGCCAUCACCUUCCUCACAGUGGGCUAUGGUGAUGUGGCACCGCACUCCAGCUGUGGAAAGGCUGUGUGUCUCUUCACUGGAGUCAUGGGUGUAGCCUGCACAGCCAUGCUAGUUGCAGUGGUGAACAAGACGCUGGCGUUGAACAAAGGAGAGAAGCACGUGCACUUUUUCAUGCUGGACAUCCAGAUCUCCAAAAGGAUCCGCCAUGCUGCUGCUAAUGUGCUAAGGGAAUGCUGGCUACUGCACCGCACAAAUCUAACUAAGGGCAACCGCAGCGAGCACCGAAGACACCAGAGAGGCCUGCUGGAAGCUAUCAGAGUAUUCAGACAUUUACGCCUCAAGCAAAGAAAGCUGAGAGAUUACGUGAGUGAGAUGGUUGACCUCCCGAAGAUGCAGAUGAUCAUGUGCGACCUCAGCGCCAAUUGGAAUAACUCUUAUCGGGAGCUGGAGCAGCGAAUCCUCUCCAUGGAGCAAAAGUUAGACGAGCUCAGUCGCUGCUUCCAACAAACGUCUGAGCUGCUGUUUCAUGUCCUACGUCACCGCAACCCCGAGAUCAGGUGACAUGGCUUCAUGUUAUAGAGACACUCGUGUGUUUGCCUGCAGUGUCCAUGAAAGGGAGAAGGCAAAUGCUCUCCUCACAGAGCAGCUCGAGACCGUUAACAUGCUGAACCACUUGGAGGACUGGCAUACCUACCAAAGAUCUCAUCUUCUGGCCCUGUGCUGACUGCACUGCACAAUGACUCAUAGCUGUAAAACUGUACAGACAAAAGAAGCCCUCCAGUCUUCUUCUCUGUGGGAGAAUCACAGUGCAUCUUGAGAAUCUGUUAUAUUCAGGAGGGUGAACAAAGAAGUGGAUUAAUCUCAAACCAGGUCUACAGAGAUGCUCUUUUCCAGGGCUUGCCCUCUUUUAUUUACUAUGUGUAAGGUUUCAUUGAUGGAUUCCUUCUCUUCCUUAUUCCUGUGGAAUAAGAUAUAUAUUUGUACAUGCUCAUUUUAUUUUUAUCCUGAUACAAUAUAUGACAAUGUUAACCAAAACGUUUUUAUAAAAACCUUGCUCAAAUCCUCUUUUUCAAAAGGAGACAGUUUAAUGAAUGGUAAGCACACUGUUAGAAAACAGGGUUUGUCUUCUUACAUUUUCUCAUCAUUCCUCCCUGUUCUGCUUUUACCAACUCACCAAGUGAAUGAUGAAUUAAAUGAUGUGCCUUGAUGCGCUUCAAAGACAAGCAACUGAAUUAUAACUGAAGUACUUUCAAAGAAAGCUUUAUUUCUUACUAAAAGUUUUUAUUAUAUGUCAACAGAAACUCAGACAGAUUCAUGUCUACACUUCAAAAUAUCAUCUAGCGGUUUACACCUGUUCUAAGAACGAACUUGAGUGCAAGAUGCCUUGUAAACGUGUCUUUCAGCAAACCAACAGCUCCAUCUAGUGGACAGAAAUUUGGCAUUAACUAAGUUAUUUUUACUACAGUUAAAAUCAAAUCAUUAAGUUUUAAUACAACCAUAAAAAAGUUCUAGACCGUCUCAACCUGAAUAACAAAACUUAUCAGGAUCAAAACAUUUGGAAUAACUUUUAGUGAAACCAAAUCUGAAUCCUGAAAAAAACAAAACACGACACCUCCCAACAAACCUCACUGUGUGAGAAAACACGUGUGCAAAACUGGACUCACUCUUCUCUGGAGGAUAAACUGGAGCUUAUUGUUUGUUCAUUUGUUUGUUUGAAGGCUGAAGAAUGAAUAAAAGAAUAUAAUCAC
Molecule: messenger RNA, 2858 nt
Organism: Notolabrus celidotus (New Zealand spotty)
Lineage: Eukaryota; Metazoa; Chordata; Actinopteri; Labriformes; Labridae
Gene: kcnn4
Product: potassium intermediate/small conductance calcium-activated channel, subfamily N, member 4
Exons: 9
Coding region: 127-1671 (514 amino acids)
Biological process (GO): potassium ion transmembrane transport
Cellular component (GO): neuronal cell body; neuron projection; plasma membrane
Molecular function (GO): small conductance calcium-activated potassium channel activity; calmodulin binding; intermediate conductance calcium-activated potassium channel activity
Source: RefSeq, a predicted model, not a curated record